AGCGUGGCUUCCAUUCGCCCCAUACGCCUCGCUGUCUUCUUCCGCCAGUUCUCCUUCUGCCUAGCCAUCCCCUCCCCUCCCCGCCUGAUCGGACUCUCAGCCGCGGCAGCCAUGGUGAAGAGCUACCCCGUCGUCAGCGCCGAGUACCUGGAGGCCGUCGAGAAGGCCAGGCAAAAGCUCCGCGCCCUCAUCGCCGAGAAGAACUGCUCCCCGCUCAUGCUCCGCCUCGCGUGGCACUCGGCUGGGACCUUCGACGUGUCGUCCAAGACAGGCGGCCCGUUCGGGACGAUGAAGAAGCCGGCGGAGCAGGCGCACGCGGCCAACGCGGGCCUGGACAUCGCCGUGCGGAUGCUCGAGCCCAUCAAGGAGGAGAUCCCCACCAUCUCCUACGCCGAUCUCUACCAGAUUGCGGGAGUUGUCGCCGUGGAGGUGUCCGGUGGACCCGUGAUCCCCUUCCACCCAGGGAGGGAGGACAAGCCUCAGCCCCCACCAGAGGGUCGCCUCCCUGAUGCUACCAAGGGUUCUGACCACCUAAGGCAAGUCUUUGGGAAGCAGAUGGGCUUGAGUGAUCAGGAUAUUGUUGCCCUCUCUGGUGGUCACACCCUGGGAAGGUGUCACAAGGAGAGGUCUGGCUUUGAGGGACCCUGGACAAGGAACCCUUUGAAGUUUGACAACUCUUACUUCACGGAGCUUUUGAGUGGUGACAAAGAGGGACUUCUUCAGCUUCCAAGUGACAAAACUCUGCUGACUGACCCUGUCUUCCGCCCUCUUGUGGAGAAAUAUGCUGCGGAUGAGAAGGCUUUCUUCGAGGACUACAAGGAGGCACACCUCAGGCUCUCCGAACUGGGGUACGCUGAAGCCUAAGAGCGUGUCUACUACUGCUGCUACUAUGCGCGACCAGGGUGAUCUUGUUCUGCGUCUAGACUAGGGGUCAGUGUGAACCCGCAGACUGCUAAGUAAUCAUCUCUGUAAUAAUGUUUGUUGGCUUGAGGCCAUACCUUGAACGCUGUCAGUGGUUUGGUGUGCCGUUGUACUCGGUUUGCCUUGAUGCCAUAAAUCUAUCGUAUGAAAUGAAUUGCAGUAGUGACUUUUCAUGGUA
Molecule: messenger RNA, 1099 nt
Organism: Hordeum vulgare subsp. vulgare (domesticated barley)
Lineage: Eukaryota; Viridiplantae; Streptophyta; Magnoliopsida; Poales; Poaceae
Product: L-ascorbate peroxidase 1, cytosolic
Exons: 9
Coding region: 112-864 (250 amino acids)
Biological process (GO): cellular response to oxidative stress; response to reactive oxygen species; hydrogen peroxide catabolic process
Molecular function (GO): heme binding; peroxidase activity
Source: RefSeq, a predicted model, not a curated record